AGGCAUGACCGAGAUUCCACGUCCCGACCCGCCUGUGGUGGGUAAAGUGACGCACAACAGUAUCGAGCUUUACUGGGAUGUUAACGAGACCCAUGACGAAGAGAAGCCUGUCCAUGGCAAGAUUCGUUACUGUGUGCAAGAGGAGGAGGUUGCCAUGAGGAGUACAGGAUUUGGAAAUGUGUACAGUGGUUAUGCUAAAAGUCACGUGUUUGAAGGACUUGAACCUCAGACACAAUAUAGGUAAAGCAAUAGAUUACAGAAGACACCUUACAGAAGGCCAAAUCGCAAUGAUUCGUCAUCAAAAUGCACUUGCCAUGUUCCUAGCUAGUGCAUUUACAAGAGGCAUUAACCCCCUGAACGUCUACCAUUUUGGAUAUUUUCAAGGUGGAUGAAUGCCUGUCAUAAGCACACUGGCUAGGAGCAUGGCAACAUCAUUGCAAUGGUUAUGCCAAAAUCAUAGGCAAAACCAAGUUGGCCUUCUCUGAAAUCGCUAUUCUGUAAUGGGGAAGUUGUGGGAAUCAGGAGGUGUGGGGGUCAAGGGGGUGGUCCCCAUGAAAAAUUCCUCCCAUCAUUUGAGAGUGGUCCCCUCACGAGUAUACAGAUGAUGCAAAUUGUGCACUAUGCUUCAAAGUCGAUCUUGCAUUUUGAGGUACAUAACACACUUUUGCUGUGCACUUAAAAGAUUUGUCCUUGAAAGAGGAUUUAGUUCAUUUAUACAUUACAGCCACACCCCUUUUCAUGGCCACCUUUUGUAAACGUAAGGCUCUAAUUUAUUUAGAGAUAUCCCCCAACGGUUUCACAACACCACACAUGUCUGAAUGUUUCAGGUAUCGGUUACGAAAAAGCAACACUGCAGGGGACAGUGCCUGGAGUGUGAUCAUCACAGUAAACACAACAAGAAAACCCAAAACUAGUGAAGAUCUUAUCAAAGCAGUGAACCAAAAAGAUCUAGCCAAAGUAGAUGCCGUACUCCAAGGUAAUACUUGCUUGGGGAUGUUUACCCUUGAUGGUUUGGUAUUUGAUACCAUGUUUUUGAUGGUUAUGUUUCUGAUGGUUAUGUUUUGAUGAUUACUUCAGUAUAGUAUAUUGUAAAAUUGUCAUAUUUACUGGACCCUGUAUCUACAUUUUAUUUUACACUACAUUUUAGAACUUAAUCAAAUUGCAGUUGACUCACCAGACAAAUAUGGCCUGUCACCAUUAAUGACUGCAGGUAAAGAGUAAAUGGUGAUGAUGGUGUUGGUGAUGAUAAUGAUAGCUUGAUGAUGAUCAUGGUGGUGAUGAUGGUGGUAGUGAUGAUGAUGGUGGUGGUACUAGUGAUGAUUGUGGUACUAGUGAUGAUGGUGGUGAUGAUGGUGGUAGUGAUGAUGGUGGUAGUGAUGAUGAUGGUGGUGGUACUAGUGAUGAUUGUGGUACUAGUGAUGAUGGUGGUGAUGAUGGUGGUAGUGAUGAUGGUGGUGGUGAUGAUGGUGGUAGUGAUGAUGAUGGUGGUGGUACUAGUGUUGAUGGUGGUACUAGUGUUGAUGGUGGUACUAGUGAUGAUGGUGGUACUAGUGAUGAUGGUGGUACUAGUGUUGAUGGUGGUGAUGAUGGUGGUAGUGAUGAUGGUGGUAGUGAUGAUGAUGGUGGUGGUAUUAGUGAUAAUGGUGGUGAUGAUGGUGGUAGUGAUGAUGGUGGUAGUGAUGAUGAUGGUGGUGGUACUAGUGUUGAUGGUGGUACUAGUGAUGAUGGUGGUACUAGUGAUGAUGGUGGUACUAGUGAUGAUGGUGGUACUAGUGUUGAUGGUGGUGAUGAUGGUGGUAGUGAUGAUGGUGGUAGUGAUGAUGGUGGUAGUGAUGAUGAUGGUGGUGGUACUAGUGAUGAUGGUGGUGAUGAUAGUGGUACUAGUGUUGAUGGUGGUACUAGUGAUGAUGAUGGUGGUGAUGAUGGUGGUGCUAGUGUUGAUGGUGGUACUAGUGAUGAUGGUGUAACCAAUGAUGGUGGUGAUUGUCAUGAUUUGCUCUGAUGUGAUGAUGGUGAUAGUUAAAUGGGUGGUGGUGAUGAUUAUGUGGUGAUCACACCAGAUGACUUGAAUACCAACUGUCAAUUCUCAAAUGUUCUUUCAGCCCAGCAAGGUUCACUUGAGAUAGUGAAUAAACUACUUAGUUACGGAGCAGAUGUAAAGUUCCAGAACAGCAGUGGAAAAGAUUCUUUAAUGCUUGCUUGUUUUGCUGGUAAGUUCUGCAGUAAGUUACUGUAGAAAUAACUUCAAAACAAUAAUAACUUAAGAACAGAAGGAACUAGAUUCUGUUCCGAGAUAUCACAUACUCGAACCGACUUGACCGCGUAGCUCAGUUGGCAGAGCAUUGGGCUAGUACUGCAAAGGUCGUAGGUUCGAUUCCCACCGUGGCCAGGCAUAUUUUUCAAGCUUGCCCGGUGUGGAUAUGCACUCAGAGUAACAUCACAAGCAACUUAAGAACAGUUUAUGAUAUGAUAUGAUAUGAUGCUCGAAACAAUGGGAGACAAAAUUUUCUGUGAUCUUUGCCAGGUCAACUAGAGAUUGCCAAGGUGCUGGUUAAACAUGGCGCAACAUGGGACAGCCAAGAUUACUCUGGUUCGACAGCUCUUCACUGGGCAGUGGACGGUGGUAAUAUAGAAGUGGUAAGAUGGCUUUUAAAGAAAGGAUGUCAGGUGGAUGUAAAGGAUUAUACUUCAGGUAAGGAUGGAAUUGUUUGUGGACCGUAAGCUUUCGAGGGUCGAGAAACUGGGAAACAUUGUUUCCUAGCCAUAUUUCCCAAUGGUGAGCAAACCAGGAAACAUUAUUUCCCGAAGGUGAACAAACCAAGAAACAUUGUUUCCUAAAUUCCUAGCCAUGUUUCCCAAAGGUUUCACAAACCAGGAAACAUUGUUUCCUACCCCUGUUUCCCGAAGGUUUCACAAACCAGGAAACAUUGUUUCCUAGCCAUGUUUCCUAAAGGUGGACAAACCAGGAAACGUUAGAGAGGUUAAGAUACCUCGGUGUAAGGGUACGGGUAGCAUGAUUUUGGUUAGCAAUAUUUUCGUCGAUGUCUGUACCUUUACUCGUAAUUAAGGUGCACAUUUUUCGCAUGUUAUCAUUGUCUAUUGCAAGAAAGCAGAAAAAGUAUGAUCGAAUUACAGACAUCAGUAAAACAAGAUGACACUACUCGUACCCGUACACCGAAACCGGGGUAUCUUAACCUCUCUAUUGUUUCCAAGCCAGCUCUUGGGAAGCAAAUUUGGUUUGGUAACAACUUCUACAGGGAAACAUUCCAAGGAAAUGUAAAAACUUUAAGAUGUUUCUAUAAAAAUGUUCCUCUAGGCUGGACACCUUUGAUGAGACUUGCAAUGUUACGAGGCAACAUACACAUAGCUCGACUUCUUAUUCAACACGGAGCUAAUAUAUCCAGCAUGGACAAAGACGGCAAAUCCGUUCUAAUGAUGGCCUCACUCAACGGCGAACUAGACUUGGUCAAACUUCUGAUAUACAAAGGAGCUGAUUUCACGUUGCGAAGCGUACAUGGCAAGACUGCUUUAGACUUUGCUCGGGCUUUUGAUAGAGAGAAAAUUGUGGAAUAUUUGGAUGAAUUAUGGAGAGCUUAUAAGGCGAAAGAACGAAGGAAACACAUGGAUAGCUGGCAAGAAGAUGAGAAAUAUGCACAAACUGUGAACUUACUCAAGACUGCACGAAGUAUGGCUAGCGCGGUCGACGUCACUGAAUGACAUGUUAUAUAUUGCAAAAUGUUAUAUUGUUGUAAAUUUGUAGAUUUCUAAAUGGAAAUAUAUAGUUUUCUUUUUAAAUUUGUGUGAUUUGAAUUUUGUAUUGAGGUAUGAGCAAAUUCGACCACCAUCAAAAUCAUCACCACCAAAAUCAUCACCAUAUUCACCAUCAUCCUCCUUAAUUUGUGUAUCCAAUAUUGCAAACUGUUUUAUACAAAUAAUUAUCAUAACUACCAAAAACAUAGACAUCAAUAUAAUCAUCAUUAACAUUAAAACAAUAGAAGUGCAUAGAAUGUAUACUUUUAAGUUAGAUACAUUUAAGUGUCAAAUUAUUCAGCUACAAAGCUACUGUAAUUAUAGGGACAGUCACACAGUAUCUCUAUUUUUAAAUAUGGUUCGUGUUACUUUACUUCUUAAAUGUCAAAUCACAGUUAAGUCAAAUGAAAGUGUCAAAUUAUUCGGCCACAAGGCUAAUGUAAUUAGAGACAGUCACACAGUAUCUCUAUUUUUAAAUAUGGUUCGUGUUACUUUACUUCUUAAAUGUCAAAUCACAGUUAGGUCAAAUGAAAGUGUCAAAUUAUUCGGCCACAAGGCUAAUGUAAUUAGGGACAGUUACGUAAUAUCUUCAUGUGGAUAAUGGUUCACUUCUUGUAUGUCGUCUCAGUUGUUCCGGUUCGCAUCUUCCUCGUCCACCAAACACGUCCCACCAAACACGACCAAACCAAUCAUUAUAGAUACGACAUUCUUUACAAUAAAAAGGGAAGCUUUGUACUGGUGGUUUUUCCAAAUCAAAACUCGUAUGACCAGGAAUGGAAAAUUCGUACAGAUUACUUGUAGCAGACCAAAUGUAGCCCAUAUUCCUCCCCUUUCUUUUACCUCGCCGUCUGCCCCAAAUUUAUUUCGAACCAAAUUAAAGGAUGAGAGCAGGAAACAUACGCAGGCGAAGAAAAUGAUGCACACUUCCGUCUCACUGUCCAAAUCAAAAUGCCGUACAUUUUGCAUCAGAUAAAUUUCCAACAUUUCGAUUCCAUCGACGAUAUCCAACGCGGCGACUAUGGACAGGUACAACAGAGGCUUUCGGUAGGAUGGACAGAUCAUGAGUUGAAGAAAAAGGAUUAACAGGCCUGGAGUGAUGGAGAGUGCCAUUUUCAAAGCAUUAAUACCAAGGGCACCUUCUUCGGGCAAAUCUUUCACGACGGCAGCAAAAAUCACAACCUCCACAACAUACACCACAUUGUAUGUUAGCCAAAUGUAAAAAACGAACCGUUUCUCUUUAUCCUUAUCGUUUUCGGUAUAAUUCGAACCGCAACGUAAGAAAAUGAUUGUUAAAAUACAAGCUGGUACAAAGAAUAAAAAGUGCUCAGGUUUUGCCACAAUUGCAACGAGAAGACCAACUUGUAUGCAAUAAAAUAUUACUAACGUCAUCCAACCGAGAAUAACCAUGCAAGAUGACAUCUUCGCCUUUAAUAUUCAAAUCAAUUCGCAAACCUUAACGUCGUUGAAACACACGAGCGUAUAUAAACGUUCACACAAGCAUAUAAGUUAUAACGCAGUUACUUUUUCAUGGGGGGUUCCCCUUACGUUAUGCCUGUUCUCCAACAGGCGAAUUUCUUCGCGCGAACAGUAAAAAAGUAGGAACUGAUCCAACUUUUUCGCGUCGAAUUUUUACGCUGACCAAUCACAUUGCCAAGAUUUGUUUUUCGCUUCGCGCCGCGCAAAAAAAUUCGCCUAGUGGAGAACGGGCUUAAGACGGCGGCGACAGGACGACAGCUGAACAAACUGUUGCGAAACAGAAUGAUUGUAUGGAAAUAUUGUCUAGUAUUUACUUUCGUAUGAAUUUAAAAUAGUUUCGAAUAUUUAAGUAAAACAGAGCUUUAACCUUCAGAGCAAUUUUGAUCAACGCUGUUAGAAAAAUCGCCUGCCACGGCCCGAAAUGCUAGCGUACUUUACAAGACGUGAAAAUAUGCAUUUGCCGUCGUCAACUGAGCCUGGACGACGUUUGAAACUCCUGCUAUACUUUUAAUUAUUCCUUUCUUUUGUGCUAUAGGAUUAAUGACAUUUUGUAUUGACAGCCAUCGUGCUGACGUUGCCGUCUUACAUGCGUAAACUCUCUCAGUGGCGUAACUACUAUGGGCUCAGACCAGGCGAACCCGGGUGCCCCACCCCAACCCCAAUGGGCCAAAUGCCCCCCCCCCCAGGCUAUAGAGCAAAAAUAUUGGCCAGGGCCUCUGAUAUGUCACAAUGUCGUUUUCUGACCAUCAGAAUUCUAUAAAAUCUCUCCCCAAAGUCCAGGAAAUGGUAUUUCAAAGAAUAUAGAUUCAAAAAUUUUCCGGGGGAGCAUGCCCUGGACUCCUAGAAAACUCGUGCAUUUACGGCGCUCGACUCGUGCCUUUAGCACUUCUACUAGGAGGGCCUUUGAACAUUUUGAACCGGGGGCCUCCUGAUAUAACGUUACGCCACUGAACUCCCUAAUACAAGGUCAAGGACAUUACUGUAAUCCUAUAUCACAAAAAAAUGAACAAUUAAAAGUCUAGCAGGUAUUUUAGACGUCGUCCAAGCUCUGUUGACAACGGCAAAAUACAUGUUUUCACGUCUCCUAUAGUACCGCUAAGCUUUAAUAUUUUUCAAAUGACGAUGGUGGCGAUGAUGAGAGAUUGCCAAAGUGCUGGUUAUGGCGCAACACGGGAUAGCCAAGAUUACUCUGGUUCGACAGCUCUUCAUUGGGCAGUGGACGGUGAUAAUAUUGAAGUGGUAAGAUUUCUGUUAAAGAAAGGAUGUCAGGUAGAUGUGAAGGAUUAUACUUCAAAUAAGAAUGGAAUUGUUUGUGAGCCGUAAAGCUUUCGAAGGUCGAGAAACUGGGAAACAUUCUUAACCAUGUUUGCCAAAGGUGGACAAACCCUGAAGCAUUGUUUCCCAGCCAUGUUUCCCAAAGGUGAAUAAACCAGGAAACAUUAUUUCCUAGCCAUGUUUCCUGAUGGUGGGCAAACCAGGAAACGUUGUUUCUUAGUCAUGUUUCCCAAUGGUAAACCAGGAAACAUUGUCUCCUAGCCAUGUUUCCUGAAGCAGAAGGUGGACAAACCAGGAAACAUUGUUUCCCAGCCAUGUUUCCCAAAGGUGGACAAACCAGGGAACAUUGUUUCCUAGCUAGCUCUUGGAAAGUAAAUUUUGUUUCGUAACAAUAAUUUCUACAGGGAAACAUUCCAAGGUCAAGGAAAUGUAAAAACGUUUCGAAGAUGUUUGUUUCUAUAAUAAUGUUCCUCUAGGCUGGACACCUUUGAUGAGACUUGCAAUGUUACGAGGCAACAUACACAUAGCUCGACUCCUUAUUCAACACGGAGCUAAUAUAUCCAGCAUGGACAAAGACGGCAAAUCCAUUCUAAUGAUGGCCUCACUCAAUGGCGAACUAGACUUGGUCAAACUUCUGAUAUACAAAGGAGCUGAUUUCACGUUGCGAAGCGUACAUGGGAAGACCGCUUUAGAUUUUGCUCGGGCUUUUGAUAGAGAGAAAAUUGUGGAAUAUUUGGGUGAAUUGUGGAGAGCUUAUAAGGAGAAAGAACGAAGGAAACACAUGGAUAGCUGGCAAGAAGAUGAGAAAUAUGCACAAACUGUGAACUUACUCAAGACUGCACGAAGUAUGGCUAGCGCCGUCGACGUCACUGAAUGACGAUAUAGUUUUGUUUUUAAUUCUUGUGUGAUUUGAACACUAGAUUCCCCUUAUUAUGUUUUCGUAGCGCUUUGCAUUUACAAAAAUCGGAGGUGAUGACCAUUUCUUAUUGUUAGGAGAACAGCAUGUAUUGUGCCCCUCCCCCUCGAUAUAAACACUGUCGAAUUUUCCGUGGCUUGUAUUCCCACAACCUCAAUCUCGUACCCCGAGCCUGCCACAAACUCAAAAAGGUAUCUCAAACGUGGAGGUCCAGAUUGUUUGUGUCUGAACUAACGGAUAAAAGGAAUUAAAUUAGCGGAUAUUAAACUGAUAAAAACAUAGAACCCACAGAUCUCUGAGCGAUCAUGCAUGCGAAAGUAAUUCAACAAAAAAAUGUGUUGGGAUAUUAUACAUCUAAUUUAAAUAUUAAAAAAUUACUAAAAAAUAUAUGCCAAUAUGAACGACAUAUCAUCGCAGUUGUCAUGACAAAGGUCAAGGGAUAUUUUAUUAAUGCGUGUCUUAUUGAAACAUGAGCUUUGUAUCCAGCCUAGUCCCAGUUGUUCUGAAGCAAGCGCGAGAAAAGACGUGAAUGUAGUACGAGACUGGGACCUAGGUGUGAUGUAGCGUUCCGCACAGCACACCCAGGCCGAAAACUUUUAAGACUUAUUUAAAUAUAUUAAAGCAGCGAAUAGAGAGAGAGCCUGGGACUAGGCUGCUUUGUAUCUAUAAACUUGCCAGAAAUCAGUGUCCAAUAUUAUGUAACUGGAAAUGUUGGCAGAAACCACACUUGCAAUAUCCCAUCAACUACAUUUUAGAUAACACAGCUCUGUAUCAGAAAUUGCGUUGCAAGUUAGUUGCAGCAAAAAUGGUCUCGUGUAAAAUGCCUAAAAUUACAGUAAUUUGAGGAACAGUCACACAAACACAAACAGUGUCUUUAUUUUCAAAUAUUGUGUACUUGUCCUCAAGUUGAGUUUUCUCCGCAUUUUCACAUCUCGGCUUUAAGAUGGAAGAACUCAAUUCCCCCAGUCACAAUAGCAAGAGUAUUCUUUGCAAUGAAAAGAGGGGCUUCCGAUUUAUGCCAAAGGGCGAGACGUAAAACCAAAAAUGAGAAGUUAAUGCCAAUAAUUUCCAGUGGUAUAAGUAACAUAGACAUUCCUUUCCUUUGUUUUACUUCCCCAUUACCCACGAAUUUAUUUCGAAUCAAACCAAGCGGUGAGACCAAAAAGCACAAGCAGGCGAAGAAAACAAUGCAUAUUUCUAACUCCCCGUCUAUGUCAUAGUUUCCCUCAUUUUGCAUCAGGAUUAUUUUCAACAUCUCAAUGCCAUCGAAGAUAUUCAGUGCGGCAAAUAUAGACAGCGACAGGACAGGCUUUUGGUAGGAUGGACAAAUCGCGAGCUGUAGCAGGAGGAUUAGCAACCAUGGGGUAAUACACAUCGUAUAUAUCAGUGUGUUGAUUUCCAGAACGUUAUCUUUAGUAAGCUUGUGUGCGACUUUACCAAAAAUCAUGGCAACUGUAAUGACAUAAGGAACAAUAUAUAGUCCACAGGUAAACCAAACUUCCCAAAUAGCUACGUCGUUGUCUGCGUAUAUCAUUUUCUUGACUUUCUUAUCAUAAAAGGCGUACAAGACAUAAAGUAAUGCCGGUACAAACCAAAUAAACCAGAAAACAUAUAAACCGUUCAGAUAUUUUGCCAAAACGAAGACGAAAAGAUAAACUUGCACGUAGUAAAGUAUUAAUAACAUUAUCCAUCCAACAAGACGAACGAGAUAUGGCGGCCUUCCUACCGUCCUCUCUGCGACUUCCACCAUUGCAAAGCCAAGUAUUUCACGAAGAAAAUCAGAUUUAACAUAAAAACCUCGAAAAGUAUCACUAAUGUAGCAUAGAAU
This is a messenger RNA of Paramuricea clavata, 9245 nucleotides long. The record is from the annotation of a GenBank genome assembly. NCBI's taxonomy places the organism in Eukaryota, Metazoa, Cnidaria, Anthozoa, Malacalcyonacea, Plexauridae.